AACGACCUAACCAUAUCUAUAACAUUUAUCACUUUUCUUGGUUAUAUACAUUGAAACACACAUAUCACUUUUGUGACAUUCGUUCUCAACAUGUCGCUCUCAUUAUUGCGUGCAUCGACUGCACACAGGAUGUUGUUUAUCCCAGAACUCGUCAACAUGGUAUUCACCUUCAUGGAUCGUGAAAGUAACGUCACAAAUGCUUGUGUAUGCAAGCAUUGGUCCGAUAUUGCUCUUGACUUACUCUGGAAAAACGUGGAUAAUCUCCUUCAGCUCAUCAAUCUGCUCGCGCCAGUUCAUAUAUCUCGCGGCUACUACAUGUUUGUUAAACUCCCAGACGCCAACGCGUGGCUCAGAUUUCAACAUUAUGCUAAACGUGUCCGGACGCUCCGUUUCUGUGAUAACACCGAAGAUACGGGCGUACAGUUGCGACUGCGCCCAAUUUUUGACGACAUCGCUAGGACAAGGACGGCUUUGGACAUCCUGCCUAACCUCCACACACUUGAGUGGCUAACCUACCAGGACAACUGCAUGGAGCUCUCAGUCCUCUUCAUGCACACGCGUGUAAAACACUUCGUCCUAUCUGUUCCCUCUGAUCCAGAACAGUCGAGACUCGCAUUCUUUACCGAUAUCUGUGCCAGGAUGCCUCAUCUAACAGAAUUGGAUCUGCGUAUCCCAUUCGCGAUGAGCAACAUUGAGGAUGAUAUUCUGGCACUAUUACGCGGACUGCCAAACUUGCGAAAGGUAGUCUUUCCGGAAUACCACCUCACGUCCAAGGUCGUAUCUCAGCUCUCUCAGCUUCGCAGAAUAGGAGUGGUGCAAUUCGAGCAUGGCGAUGCCCAAGGAUGUGGAUCUGUGCAGGACGUCGAGUCGUUCGAGCCCACUCUAUCUGAAGGCGCCUUUCGGUCAUUGUGGGAUCUGUCUCUGACAGCUCGUCUCACCGACGUUGACCGUUUUCUCAACAAGUCGUUCGCUCCCAUCAACCUCACAACUCUUUUCGUUAACACCUGCUGGAUUCAAAGCCCACGCCACCUUCACACUCUCCUUUCAACUCUUCUCGACAACUGCCAGCUCCUCUCCAGCCUUUACCUUGAGCUACUCUACUUGACCGAACAGCACGAGGAGCAAAUCACACCCGAGCUUCAAAUCAACUUUAGCACAUUAAAGCCUCUCCUCUCCUUCCCUAAUCUCACGACAUUCGAGCUGACACACGAAUACCCCGUAGACAUCACGCUAGCGGAGAUAGAAGAACUAGCCAGAAAUUGGCCUUCACUCGAACGUCUCUCGCUCAAUUGCGAGCCCCUCGUCAUGGAUCAUUUCACUCUCGACCUCCGUGCGCUCCUCCCUUUCGCGCGAUACUGCCCGAAACUGCGUAAACUCGGCUUGUUUCUUAACGCGACGACGGUAGACAUGCCAGAUGUACGCGAAUUGGGGUUGAGGCCGUUCCCCGCGCUGCGUACUCUGUCGGUCGGUGUGUCGAAGGUACAGGAGGAAGAGCCGGUCGCGCUUUUCUUGAGUCAGGUCUGCCCACUUGGGUGCGAGAUUGAGUUUGGUGUGACAUGGCUCCGUUCGCCUGGAUUUCCUCUUCUAGUGCUCGCCUCAGUUGCAGACCGGUGUUUAGCAUGGGAAUCAGUCAAGCGGCUCUUGCCGUCGUUGAUAAAACUGCGGAGAGAAGAGAGGAAGAGGACAAAACGUUUAGUUGAAGAGGUCGAAGAUCUUCGCAUACGCAGCAGGCUACUGACAGAAAAACGCAAUUUAAAAACGGACGAUUCGUGUGUCAUAUCGUAG
This is a messenger RNA of Serpula lacrymans var. lacrymans S7.9, 1785 nucleotides long. RefSeq lists its product as uncharacterized. Bases 91 to 1785 code for a protein of 564 amino acids. Gene Ontology annotation, biological process: SCF-dependent proteasomal ubiquitin-dependent protein catabolic process. NCBI's taxonomy places the organism in Eukaryota, Fungi, Basidiomycota, Agaricomycetes, Boletales, Serpulaceae. The transcript is spliced from 2 exons. Gene Ontology annotation, molecular function: protein binding. The record is from RefSeq and is a predicted model, not a curated record. Gene Ontology annotation, cellular component: SCF ubiquitin ligase complex.